Pogona vitticeps (central bearded dragon) is the source of this 1916-nucleotide messenger RNA. Its product is annotated as serine/threonine-protein kinase SBK2. NCBI's taxonomy places the organism in Eukaryota, Metazoa, Chordata, Lepidosauria, Squamata, Agamidae. Gene Ontology annotation, molecular function: ATP binding; protein serine/threonine kinase activity. The record is from RefSeq and is a predicted model, not a curated record. Gene Ontology annotation, biological process: protein phosphorylation.
GGUAAUGCUGCUAAUGAUCCUGCUGCUACACAGGAUCUUCAUGAUGUGGGGUCUGUAAAAUGCUGAGUUUUAGGCUCAUUCUCAAACUCAUUUCAUACGAACUUAGUCAGCAGCUAAUAUCAUAUAACCCUUUAAAAAGAGUGAAUAAACAGCCCAUGUACCUACCAACACCACCAUUUUAAGUCAUGCCUUAGGGGGGAAGUUGCCAACUUACUUGCAAUUGGAGUGAAGAAACUGGAGGAAAGGAGUUGCUUUAGAUAAAUUAGCACAGAGUGCAAGCCAUGAAGCUAGCAUCUACCGAGAUUUCAAAGCGACUGGAAGAGAUGAUCCUACUGACAGCUCAGAACCUGCCUCAAGUGGAGGUAGCUAAGAGUUACACCAUCCUUCGAGAGCUGGGCAGUGGUUCCUUUGGACAUGUUUUGAUGGCAAUCCACCAGUGCAAAGGAACGCCCAUGGCACUGAAGUUUGUACGUAAGAAAGACACAGAACUGCAGGAUUUCCUCAACGAAUACUGCAUUGCAUUGACAUUGGGAGCCCAUCCUUGCAUUGCCAAUGCCCUUGGUAUUGCUUUCCAAACUCCCAAACACUACGUCUUUGCGCAAGAGCUGGCAUUGGCCAAUGACCUCUUCUCUCUCAUGGUACCAGAGGUUGGUGUGCCUGAGCUGCGGGUAAAACGCUGUGCCCUUCAGCUUGCUAGUGCCCUAGACUACAUGGAAAGCAAAGGGUUGGUUCAUCGUGAUGUCAAGCCCGAGAAUGUGCUGCUGUGUGACCCUGAGUGCCGUCACAUCAAGCUGACUGAUUUUGGACUAAGCUGCCCGCGAGGACAGGCCAUUGAGGCCUUACCAGAGAGCCUGCCCUACACAGCACCUGAGUGGUGUGCCCUGGGCCCUAAAGCUCGCAUUGAGGCCCAACCCAGCCUUGACACUUGGGGUCUUGGAGUAAUGCUGUUCUGCGUAUUAACUGGCUAUUUCCCCUGGCUCACAGCGGCAUCUUCUGAUCGGUACUAUAGCAGCUUCAUCUGCUGGCAACGCAGUCCGCGCUUUGCCCCGCGCCCACCGCACUGGGAGCGUUUCACCCCUCAAGCUCUAGAGAUGUUGCAGGGGCUGUUGAAGCCCAACCCAGCUCACCGCAGCCCAGCCAAGGAGGUGAUAAAUUAUGUCAAAUCACCUUGGCUGCUGCCGGAGGUCAAGAGCUGCAUUAGGCCAAGCACUAGUCGACGGUGCUAAUGAUUCAGGCCUUCUCCAUGGAGAACAUGGCCCCAAACCCAAACGUCAGAUUAGCAACUGAGGGACCAAAGACAUUUUUUAUCACCAAAGAGACCUCACUCUUCUUAGGGAUAUAAGGAAAAUAUAGCCAAACUGUCACUUUCAGGAAACAAAGAAAGCUGGAAGCAAAGACAAAAUGAUUCAGGGAUUGUCCCCCAUCACAUGUGACACUGUUUUAGGAAUAUUGCUCUCCAAACCCAUCUUAGCUCUGCAUUGGAAAUCCAAAUACUUGAUCUCAGCCUUUUCUUCAUCAGUGGUAAAUCACCAAAUUCUUGAAAUAAAGCCCAGUGGAAAGAAACCAAAUGUACAUUUAAUGGAUCCCAAAGCCUUACUAUCUCUACUCUGCAUUUUAGUUAAGAUCAAAUGAAGCCAACUUAAAAUAGUUUGUGAAUGAACAUUUUGGAAACUAGUAACCCUGCUGAACCCACUGAGCUGUUCUUGUUUACGUAGCUAAGCAGGGUCAGGCCUAGUUAGUCCUCCGAUUUGAGACCACCAGGGAAUACUAGGAAUUUCUAGGUAUACCAUUUUGAUGUGGAGCUUGCACAGUUAUCUGCAGAAGAUGACACAAAUGUAGAAUCUGAAAGUGACAUCAUUGUAAAUCUACCAUGCCUGCCACUUGUUUUAUAUUCUGCUGUCCUAUUGAUUCAUUUU